This is a messenger RNA of Adineta steineri, 1626 nucleotides long. NCBI's taxonomy places the organism in Eukaryota, Metazoa, Rotifera, Eurotatoria, Adinetida, Adinetidae. The record is from the annotation of a GenBank genome assembly.
AUGUUGUCUUCAUCUAUUCAACGAAUAAUUCAGUUACGAGAUGAAUCUAUUCCUAAGGAUAGUUUCCUAGGAAAUUUAAUGCCUGAUACAUCUGUUCUUAAUGUGAGCAAUAUUCCACGACAAUGUGGCCUUUUAUCAGAUAAUGAAAUUAAUAUUACUGAAAAUUAUACAGCUUGUCAACUUGUUACUCUAAUAGCUCAAGGCCAAUUAAAAGCUGAGCAAGUCAUAAAAGCUUAUCUUAAACGCGCUGGUAUUGCUCAUCAAUUGACUGAUUGUGCUACGGAAUUUCUUGUUGAAGAAGCUAUUGAUCGAGCUAAAUAUUUAGAUGAAGAAUUUAAAAGACGAGGUGGGCCUAUAGGAGCACUUCACGGUUUACCAAUUUCCGUUAAAGAUAUGAUACCUAUGCUUGGACGAACAAAAAAUGCAGGUUGGAUGAAAUGGAUUGAUCAAAUUGCUGAAGAUGAUGCUCAUAUUUUAAAGAUUCUUUAUGCGGCAGGAGCGAUCUUUUAUGUUCGAACUAAUCAACCACAAACUCUGAUGCAUAUUGAAUGUGAUAGUGCUAUUUACGGUACUACUCUUAAUCCAUUUAAUCGAAACUUGUCAUCUGGUGGAAGCAGUGGUGGUGAGGGUGCUCUUCUUGGUUUGAAAGGAAGUAUAAUGGGUAUCGGAACGGAUAUUGGUGGAAGUAUACGUGCUCCAGCCGCUUAUAAUGGAGUUUAUGGAUUAAAACCAACGACGUUUCGAAUACCAGUUCAAGGUUUUAAGGUAGCACAAUUAGGAAGAGAAAGUAUUAUUGCUGUUAUUGGACCACUUACACGUUCAAGAGAAGAUCUUCAUCUAUUCAUGAAAACAAUACUUGAUGCUCAACCAUGGUUAAAAGAACCAUCUCUUGUACCCAUACCAUGGAGAUCGAUUACAUUAGAUUCAAAUAAAUUAACAGUAGCUAUCAUGUGGGAUGAUAAUGUUGUACAUCCUCAUCCACCAAUUACUCGAGCUCUUCGAGAAACUGUUGAACAUUUGAAAAAAAUCGGAAUUCGAAUUAUUGAUUGGGAACCAAUUGAUCAUCAGAAAGGUUGGAAUAUAAUUAGUGCACUUUACUUUUGUAAUGGAGCGGAAGAAGAACGUAAUAUGAUGGAAGAUGUUGGUGAACAACCAUUACCAUUGACUGAAUGGAUUCUUAAUCAACCAAAUGUUAAAAAACGUAAUUGGUUAGAAAUGAAUGAACUCAUUUCCGAAAGAGAAAAUUAUCGUACUCAUUAUGCACAAAUAUGGAAUGAACGAGAAAUUUCAUUUAAUUGUUCUAUUGAUUGUCUUCUUACACCUGUUGGACCAUCUGCAGCUCCUCCACACGGAACAAGUAAAUGGUGGGGUUAUACUUCUAUACGGAAUCUUCUUAAUUAUCCAACAGCUAUAUUUCCUGUCACCACAGUUGAUCUUGUCAAGGAUCAAAUAGAAACUGAUUAUAGACCAAAAAAUACACUUGAUAGUGAACAUUAUAAAUUAUAUACAUCACCACAACUAUAUGCUAAUUCUCCUAUUGGAUUACAAGUUGUAUGUCGACGAUACAACGACGAGAAAACAUUGAAAUGUCUUGAAAUAAUCGAGCAAGCAAUGGGAAGAGAUUAA